This is a messenger RNA of Aspergillus welwitschiae, 2286 nucleotides long. Its product is annotated as 2OG-Fe(II) oxygenase. Lineage: Eukaryota; Fungi; Ascomycota; Eurotiomycetes; Eurotiales; Aspergillaceae. Bases 1 to 2286 code for a protein of 761 amino acids. The record is from RefSeq and is a predicted model, not a curated record. The transcript is spliced from 5 exons.
AUGCCUCGUCGGACUCGCUCACCACCCCAUUUUGAGCGCACUCUCGCGGACCUGGAGGAUUGGGCCCAUAAAACCGCCAUCGAGGAUUGUAAACUCGAUGCGUGUCUUGACAAUUUUCUCGUGCGCGUUUACCGGCUCAAUCGUUCCAUCCUUGAACAGUUGGACUACAGGCCUUAUUGGAGAUAUGGGAACAGAGAUUCCGAGAAUCCCCCAAAGCCAUUAAAAUGGGAUGGGCCGGGUGCCGGGGAGCUGCGGAAAAUCGCUUCUCAACUUCAUGACAACUUGAAACGCCUUCUUCCGGGCUACGUGGAGGAUGACACUGAUAUUCUUGCAAACGAAAAAGUGCUCCGAAAGCUGAAUAGCCGAUGGAACGCUGUCAACUCCAAGGUGGUCAAGGGCAAGGAAGACGAAGACGAGGAGCAAACCUUCGACAAGAAUUAUCUUGACGAUGAAGAUUAUGAGGAAACAGAGGCUAAAGAUACCAGUGCAGGAGAGACUGGUGCAGGAGAUACCGAUGCAGAAGACACAGAAACUGAGAAUAGACCGGGGGAGAAACCCAAGGGAAAUGUUCGUGAGACAAAGGCUUUUCCAAACUCCCCUGCUCGCUUCAUGGACCGACUCCUAGACACCUUGAGUGCGGCACGUCUGGCAACAGUGCGAGAGAACAGUACCGGAUCUUCCUCCCUAGCGACUGGUGCCUUUACACAGGCUUGUCGGCAGUUGAGAGAGGCGAUCGAGAGCGAGACCUCAUCUGCCUCUUUUGCAUGCGGGGGCAGCAUUCCGAUCACUAAUCUCAUCGACUCCGAGCAAUCUGCAGCUGGACCUAUGUCGCCCCGUGUGCAAAUCGUUCACUGGGGUGAUGAGCACGAGUCCACCGCACAAAGGCUCACGCUGCCACUGCUAAAGGAUGCCAGUGAUUCUUCUAUCCAUGGUCUCCAAGAGCUUCUUGAUGCUUGCCAACCUGCGAGCUUUGGUAGGGGUGGGCAGGACAUCCUUGACCCCGAAUACCGCAGGGCAGGCAAACUGGAUCCCGACCGAUUUCUGACGAGCUUCCAUCCAGCUGAUUUUGGCAUUAUCGAACUCAUCGAGCAGAUCCUUCUACCUGGUAUUAGCAGCGAGACUGAAAAUCGGCUGCAGUUCCGCAAGCUCAAGGCUGAGUUGUACAAACUGAAUGUAUACUCGGGCCCUUCUGGGCAUUUCCGAAAGCACGUUGACACCCCACGCUCGGAGCACCAGAUUGGAUCACUUGUGGUUUGCCUGCCGUGCCAAUUUGAAGGAGGCAACCUGAUUGUGCAGCAUCACGGGCAGGAGACUAACUUUGACUGGAGCCGGCAGAGUAGCUCUGAUAUCCAAUGGGCGGCCUUCUACUCGGAUUGCGAGCAUGAGAUUGAGACUAUCAGAGCGGGCAAUCGGAUCACUCUCACGUACAAUCUCUAUGUACGGGAGAUGCCUGGUGCCAUACUUGCCCCUAUCCGUCCGGCCAUUGAUCCACGGGCUUUCCCACUCUAUGGGGUGGUUGAGAGUCUACUGAACACCCCUGGCUUCAUGAAAGAUGGCGGCGUGUUUGGAGUCUUCUGCUCUCAUGCCUAUCCCCACUCCUCGGAUAUAGCCGAGCUUCAACUCCCACGUGCCUUGAAGGGCGCCGACCUUGUUGUCUAUGCUAUCUUUGAAGCACUUGGUAUUGAAGUCAGCAUCCUCCCGGUCCUGGAAUACAAUGGAGACUAUGCAGGUAACCCUCAGCUGGGUGUCCCUGGGCAAGUCCCCAAGCGUAAGGGUAGGUAUGGGUAUCUGUCCCAGAGUGGAGGUUGGAAUCCUGUUGCAGAAAGCUACCUGAGAGAGGGCAAAGAGGAUUCCCUCAGCUACAACGAAGUGUACCCUUGGAAGUCCAGCAGUGCACUUGACGUGGACCAGCACUGGAGACGGCUGCUGUUGACACGGGAAGUAUCGGAAAUGAAAGAUGCCUUCUGGCUUGGAGAAAAGCACCAUCUGCCAAUGAAGCCAAACAGCCUCUAUCAGGGAGGGGGUGCUCGAGUAGCCCCGCAUUUCCGAGGCUAUUUUACGUCUGAUCGCGGACAGGAAGAAGGCCUAGAUGAGGUGGCUAACGAUAUCUGGCCGACAUACUACCUCCCGGGCAUUACCUGGCUCACCCAACCAAAGCAUGAGGAGAUGGCCUUUUCUCAGAUCUCUUAUGGCAAUGAAGCCAGUCUCGGCACUCGGUAUUCCUGUGCAGCGAUCCUGGCCGUCAUUCCGCCUUCUAGUCAGCGGGGCCAACAGAUGCAGAUGUAG